GGCGCGGUCAAGGAGGCGAUCGACUCGACGGCGUUCGACGCCGCGAUUGCCGACGCCAAGGCGGCGGGCGCUGUCGCCGUCGUCGACUUCACGGCGUCCUGGUGCGGCCCGUGCAAGCGCAUCGCGCCCCACUUCGCGAAGAUGUCGCUGAAGUACGGCGACGUUCGCUUCCUCAAGGUUGACGUCGAUCGCGCGAAAGACGUCGCGGCCAAGGCUGGCGUCAGGUGCAUGCCGACGUUCAUGUUCUUCAAGGGGGGCGAGAAGGUGGGCGACGCCAUCGAGGGCGCGGACCUGAAGGGCAUCGAGGCGCGGCUCCUGGAG
Molecule: messenger RNA, 321 nt
Organism: Micromonas commoda
Lineage: Eukaryota; Viridiplantae; Chlorophyta; Mamiellophyceae; Mamiellales; Mamiellaceae
Exons: 1
Molecular function (GO): protein-disulfide reductase activity
Source: RefSeq, a predicted model, not a curated record